Prunus armeniaca (apricot) is the source of this 225-nucleotide messenger RNA. NCBI's taxonomy places the organism in Eukaryota, Viridiplantae, Streptophyta, Magnoliopsida, Rosales, Rosaceae. The record is from the annotation of a GenBank genome assembly.
AUGCCUUGCUUUGCUAUCGUUGUGGCUGAAUGCCUUGCUUUGCGAGAUGGUUUGGCUUAUGAUGUUCACAAUGGAUGGAGUAAAAAGAUGAUUGAAGGUGAUUCUAUGCUUAUUAUCCACUGUGUCAAUCCGGCGGCUUCCAUCCCUCGGAGUAUUAGACUGCUUGUGCAUGAUAUUAUCUUGGUACGCUCCCUCUUUGAGGACGUGGCUUUCAAAAAAGUCUAA